UAAGAUUUGGUUUGUUAUUCAGUGAUUGAUUUCAUUCAUUGCCCAUUGCCCUAAUUUCAUUUUUCUGUCAUUUUCAUUAACACAAUUAACAACAUUGUGUUUCUUACCCCACACCGUCAUUUCAUUGUUAUAUAUAUUCGCAAAUCCGAUCCUAUUAUAAACUAGAAAGCAAUAACAAAACAAUUUAAUUUGAAGCAAAAUUGAAACUUGUCUCCAAAAAAAUACCAAAAUCUCCAUUUGUUCAUAACACAAUUUUGAAAAACCCUAAAUCAAGAUUCCUCUUUUGUCUAAAGACUAAAACUUUACUACAAUACAAUGCCCCAUUCUCCAAUGGGGUUUUAGAUUUUGAAUUGAUGAAGAUUUUGUGUUUGGUUUUGUAACAAAAACCCAAAUGGGUGUGGUGAAGUCGUGGUUGUUACCCACGAACCACACUCACCCUAACACCAAAAAUGCCAUCUGUUCGAGAUCCAUUCCAUGGUCAGUCAUUUGCGGGUUCAUGCUUUUCGGGUUGGGUCUCAUUUCUCUUUUAACGGGUCACGUUGUUUCUCAUCUUGAAUGGUACUCUCAACGAUUCGUUCACCGCAGCUUCUUCUCUACACUGGAUGGAAAUGAUCAUGCACCGAUUGAUAUUUGGGAAUCACAAUAUUCUAAAUACUACUAUGGAUGCAAAGAAAGGGGACGUCAUUUUUAUCCUGCUAUACGUGAGCGCAUGUCAAAUGGCUACUUGCUUAUUGCGGCGAGCGGAGGACUGAACCAACAAAGAACUGGGAUAACUGAUGCUGUUGUUGUUGCACGGAUUCUUAAUGCCACACUUGUUGUACCUGAGUUGGAUCAUAAUUCUUUUUGGAAGGAUGACAGUGACUUCGCCAAUAUUUUCGAUGUUAACUGGUUCAUUAAUUAUCUUGCAAAAGAUGUUACUAUUGUUAAAAGAGUUCCAGAUAAGGUCAUGCGGUCAAUGGAUAAACCCCCAUAUACAAUGCGUGUCCCGAGGAAAUCAGAUCCUGAAUAUUAUCUUGAUCAAGUUUUGCCAAUACUCUUGAGACGGCGGGUUCUACAAUUGACAAAGUUUGACUAUAGACUUGCAAAUGACCUUGAUGACGAACUACAAAAACUACGUUGCCGUGUUAAUUAUCAUGCUUUGAGAUUUACAAAACCAAUACGACAACUUGGUCAAAGAAUUGUAAUGAGGAUGCGAAAGAUGGCAAACCGUUAUAUAGCAGUCCAUUUGAGGUUUGAGCCAGACAUGCUGGCAUUUUCAGGUUGUUAUUUUGGUGGGGGUGAAAAAGAAAGACAAGAGCUUGGUGAAAUCAGAAAAAGGUGGACAACAUUGCCUGAUUUGAGCCCUGACGGAGAACGAAAGCGUGGGAAAUGUCCUCUUACACCUCAUGAAGUGGGUUUGAUGCUGCGAGCGCUUGGUUAUACAAAUGACACAUACCUGUAUGUUGCAUCGGGGGAAAUAUAUGGUGGGGAUGAAACCAUGCAGCCUCUCAGAGAUCUUUUCCCCAACAUCUAUACAAAGGAGAUGCUUGCCGAGGAAGAAUUGAAACCUUUUCUUUCAUUCUCUUCCCGCCUAGCUGCUGUUGAUUACAUUGUUUGUGAUGAAAGUAAUGUAUUUGUUGCUAACAACAAUGGUAACAUGGCCAGGAUUCUUGCUGGUCAAAGGCGAUAUAUGGGUCACAAGAGAACCAUUAGACCAAAUGCAAAGAAGCUUAGCGCACUGUUCAUGGCAAGGCAUGAAAUGGACUGGGAUACAUUUUCGAGAAAGGUGAAGGCGUGCCAAAGAGGAUUCAUGGGAGAGCCAGGAGAGAUGAAAGCUGGACGAGGAGAGUUUCAUGAAUAUCCAAGCACCUGUGUCUGUGAGAAACCAUUUAUAGAUGAAUUGAGUGAAGAUGGAAUCCGGCCACCUAAGCUCGCAUUUAGAAAUCUGACAAUAGGAACAGACGCCGAAAUAAACAGAGGAAAUGAAGAAAGUUUUGAGCUACCAAAGCCAAAUGAGAGAACAUAUUAAGCUGAGAAAUGCAAGAGCAACUUUGGUCCCUUAAUGUUUUUCCCACGUUGUUUCCCGUUGAGUAACGGAUUACCUGACGACUUAAAUACUAGAUAUGGCUAAAAAAAAUCCUCAAUUCAUGACAGCAUGCUCACAGCGAGCUGGAGCUCUUCUCCACAAGGCUUCUUCAAGUGCAGCGAUGAUGGUCUCUAUUUCAUCGGCAAAGCAACUCAGUUACUGGUACGUGUGUGCGAGAUGACCAAGGUCGUUUUGUUAUGGCUUGAACGGGUUGGCGUCACAUGAGGCUACAUGUGGGCUUAUAUCAAUCUCAGCAAUGGAUGAUCAGAGAUGGUCUAGGACGUGUCAGUUGUGAACUUGAUUGUAAACAAGUUGUUGAUGAUACACUCGAUGAUAAAAUAGGUAGAUCAAAGUAUGAGUGUAGAAACAUUAAAAGCAUACAAUUUUUCAGAUUGUUUUUACUAGGCGACAUGUUCGGGCAUCCAUCUCUCAUGUCCCUUGCAGUGAUUUUCACUUUCCUCCCGGUUGUAUAUUGAAUUUUCUUGAUAACGAAAUGAGUUAACUU
Messenger RNA from Medicago truncatula (barrel medic), 2570 nucleotides. RefSeq names its product O-fucosyltransferase 29. Lineage: Eukaryota; Viridiplantae; Streptophyta; Magnoliopsida; Fabales; Fabaceae. The transcript is spliced from 10 exons. Bases 392 to 2008 code for a protein of 538 amino acids. The record is from RefSeq and is a predicted model, not a curated record.